UAAUAUUGUACAAACCAUAUGUUUGGUUUGUUUAUGUGUAUGAAGUUAAAUUUAAUUGAUAUUAAGAUAAUUCUAUGAAAGAAAAGCCGAUUUCGCUGUUUUUUAGCAAUAAGAGAUAAUUUUUAAAAUAAUCUGAUAAUCAUACGCUGUAAAAAUCUUUACAGCAUCGAGUUUCCAAAUUUUGCAAAUUGUGUUAAUCCACAUAUGGAAAAAUGACUAGAUCCCGUUUAUUUUAUCUCUAGCCAGUGAUUAUCGAGUACGUUUCUAUAUGCGUGGAAUCUAUUCUAGUUGAUUGAACUAUAGCAUUUUUACAUCAUUAAAAUGAAGAAUUUUACUGGAAUCGCGUUUUGGAUUUUCUCUCUUUUGUACAUUAGUCAUGUUUCCUGCGGUAGCGAAGAAGACGAGAAAGAUGGUGAUACUCCGGAAGAAGAAAUGUAUGGUGUGAAAUAUGCUAAACAGUGUGAAGUAUGCAAGUACCUUGUUAUUGAAUUAGAAAAUCGCUUAUCAGAGACUGGUAAGACACAUGAAGUGAUUGAAAUUGGAUAUGAAUUAGAUCCAGCCGCUAGAAAGAAGAAGAAAUAUGCAAAAUCAGAACUUCGUUUGCUUGAAUCAUUGGAAGGUAUUUGUGAAAGGUUGUUAGAUUAUAAUAUUCAUAAAGAAAGGAAAGACAGUACAAGAUUUGCAAAAGGAAUGAGUACAACAUUUAAAGUGCUUCAUGAUUUAGUUGACAAAGGUGUAAAAGUAGAGCUUGGUAUACCUGAAGAGUUAUGGGAUAAACCUUCUGCCGAGGUUACUAAUUUGAAAAUGCAGUGUGAAAAUUUAUUAGAAAAACAUGAAGCUGAUAUUGAAGAUUGGUAUUUCAACUAUCAAGAUGUACCUUUAAAAGAAUUUUUAUGUGUUGAUAAAGCUUUACAAAAAGGAGAUACCAGUUGCCUUGAUGAAACUUAUGUGCCACCACCUCCUGAAAAGAAAGGAGAUUCUAAAGUUGGAGGAAAAAGUAAAAAGAAAUCCAAAAAAUCAGUUAAGAAAGAUAUUAAAGAUGAGAAAAAUAAAAAAGGUGAAACAAAAGAUGAAUUAUAGUUACUUAAGGCCAGUAUUUGUAAGAUUGUACCUUAGUCAUUUUAUACUUAAUAGGAAAUAAAUUUUUUAUAUUGCUUUAUUUAAA
Molecule: messenger RNA, 1165 nt
Organism: Argiope bruennichi
Lineage: Eukaryota; Metazoa; Arthropoda; Arachnida; Araneae; Araneidae
Gene: CNPYb
Product: protein canopy 4-like
Exons: 6
Coding region: 322-1080 (252 amino acids)
Source: RefSeq, a predicted model, not a curated record